CUUUACUUUUUAAUUAAAUCACUGAGUAUUUAUUUAUAAAAAACGGAGUCAGAAGUAAAUCAAGGGCCCGUGGGUCCAAUUUCACCAUCAAAAACGGACAAUCCAGAGCACGAAAGCUUUGGAGAAGAUUUCUUCCACUCGGGCAUGGAUUUAAAAGCUGAGGAUGAUGAUAAUGUUGAAAAUCGUGAACUUUAUCUUGUAAAUACACCACGGGAUUCUUUGCCUGAUGUGAUAGUUGCGGGUUCAGAAGCCGUCAAUGAAGAAAUAAAUGCAGAUCUUCAGUCAAAUACAAUUGCUGGCUUGAUGGCAGGUCAAUCUUCAGUUUGUUUCCCAGCUAAAUUCACGUACGACUUUUCACCUAGUCCUGGAAGCGAUGACCGUCACCAAAUUUCCGUCGGCGUAGGCAAAAGAAAACAACGAAGGUAUCGCACGACUUUUACAAACUUUCAAUUAGAAGAACUAGAACGUGCUUUUCAGAAAACUCAUUAUCCCGACGUUUUUUUUCGUGAAGAACUUGCUCUAAGAAUUCAAUUAACCGAAGCUAGAGUUCAGGUGUGGUUUCAAAAUAGACGGGCAAAGUGGCGAAAACAAGAAAAACAAUGUAAAGUUGGCAUGACGUCACAUCUAUCACCAGACAUUUGUCAAGAAGUACAACACCAUCAACAGCAACCUAUGCAACACCAACACCAUCACCAACAACAAAACACUGAACAAUUACUUUUAGAAGCACCAUUAGGAAGUCCGCCGCCAAUUUAUCUAGGAAUGGAGUGGGCUGGUUUUUCUCCAUUCACAAAUGUUGCAACUACCUCGCCUUUGAUCAUCAAUACCUUAAAUAAACCAGCUGAGCAUGAUGAUAAUCCACUUUUAGAUCCAGAUCUUUUGCAACUAAAAACUCCGCGAUCAUAA
This is a messenger RNA of Chelonus insularis, 906 nucleotides long. RefSeq names its product paired mesoderm homeobox protein 1-like. Gene Ontology annotation, molecular function: DNA-binding transcription factor activity, RNA polymerase II-specific; RNA polymerase II transcription regulatory region sequence-specific DNA binding. Lineage: Eukaryota; Metazoa; Arthropoda; Insecta; Hymenoptera; Braconidae. Gene Ontology annotation, biological process: regulation of transcription by RNA polymerase II. Bases 145 to 906 code for a protein of 253 amino acids. The record is from RefSeq and is a predicted model, not a curated record. The transcript is spliced from 3 exons.